AUGACGUCGGCAAAGGACAAAAGCCCUGGUCUUAAUCUCGCCGGCACACCCGCGCCAGAGAUCUACAACGAGGUGAUCCGGGACCUUCUGAACCCGUCCUCGGGCUUCCUGGACCUGAGGGAGGACGCCAAGGGCGUGAUCCAGGUGGCGGGCAUCACUGAGGUGUCCACCAUCAACGCUCAGGAGAUCAUGGAGCUGCUGAUGAAGGGCAACAAGCAGCGCAUGCAGGAGCCCACCGCCGCCAACCAGACGUCGUCGCGCUCGCACGCCGUGCUGCAGGUGGCCGUCAAGCAGCAGAGUCGCUGCCGCGACGUCCUGCAGGAAGUCCGCUUCGCCCGCCUCUUCAUGAUCGACCUGGCCGGCUCGGAGCGAGCAGCACAGACCCAGAACCGGGGUCAGAGGUUAAAAGAGGGCGCCCACAUCAACCGCUCCCUGCUGGCGUUGGGGAACUGCAUCAACGCGCUGAGCGACAAGAACGGCAACAAGUACGUCAACUAUCGAGACAGCAAGCUGACCAGACUCCUGAAGGACGCCCUGGGCGGGAACAGCCGCACCGUCAUGAUCGCCCACAUAAGCCCCGCCUCCGUGGCGUUUGAGGAGUCCCGCAACACGCUGGCGUACGCCGACCGUGCCAAGAGUAUUCGCACGCGGGUGAAAAAGAACCUGAUAAACGUGUCGUACCACAUCGCUCAGUACACCAACAUCAUCUCGGACCUUCGCUGCGAGAUCGAACGGCUCAAGAAGAAGAUCACCGACCAGGCGGCCCGCCAGCACGGCUCCGACAGGGCCGACAUCCGCCACGUCCAGGCGGAGGUCCAGGCCCACUCGUGCAAGCAGAGUCGGGUCGACAUGGACCAGCUGAGGGAGCAGCUCCUGGACGCUUUCCGCCAGCAGAUGGAGAUCCGCAGGAACCUGAUGGCACUGGAGAAUAACAACAUGGAGAUCCAGAUUGACACGUCCAAGCAGCUGCUCACCAUCGCAGACUGGGAGCACGAGCGCAGCCGGCGAAGGAGGAAGUGGCGAGCAGAAAAACGAAAAGAAAGCACGAGUAAAGACGACAGCGAGAAGGACUCCGACUCUCUGGACUCUCCGCCGGACUCCAACGUGACGGAGGAGGUGGCGUUGGCCAGAGAGAACCUGGUGGCUCUAAUGACUCAGCAGAAGAAGCUCCACAAGCAGAAGGCGCAGCUGGAGCGCAAGUUCCUGGAGCUGCGAGACAAGGCCCGCCACUUGGAGGAGCUUCUUCCGCGGAGGGUGAGCUCAGAGGAGCAGCGGGAGAUACUGGGCCUCCUGUGCAAGGUGCACGAGCUGGAGAUCGAGAAUGCGGAGAUGGAGUCGCACGCUCUCCUCAAAGACAACGUGAUCCGGCAGAAGAACUUUGUGGUGAAGCGUUUCGAGAUGCACCGGCAUCUUUGCGACGAGAUCAUACAGCAGCAGCGGCAGUUCAUCAACGACCACAGCCUUCUAGUCCCGCCCCAACUACAGGAGCUCUAUGAAAUCUACACCAGAGAGCUGGACGAGAGGAAGCUGGACCGAGCCGUGGCUUUGGACAAGGUGACCACCAGGCACACCAUCAAGGGGGGCUCUCUCCCCAAGAUCGCCCUGCCCGCUCAAAACCGCGACGCCAUCCAGGAUCUGGACUCGGACCAGGAGAGCGUGCGCAACACGUGCGCGGACGAGCGGCGAGGACAAGCCAAACUUCGCAGGCAUACCCUGCCUCCCAUCCUGCCGGAGCCUGACCAGGACAACAACCGGGUUUUUAAGAACGCCACACAGUCCCGACACGUGAAGAACUCUGCGGUAAUGACGCCGCCUCCCAUCCAUAUCAACGGGAAGGGCAACAGAGAGCCGCUCGCACCAGUGAGCUCACUCAGCUACACCCACCUCAACCACAGUGUCAGCAGCCACCUGGACUCAUCGCCUGAAAGCAGCGAGGCGGGACCUGACGUCCCCCUUUCACGAACCGAGAGGCAGCAGAUCCUCAGGGGGGUCCACAACAUUUCGGUGAAAGCGGCCCGGCGGCGCUCCAAAGCCCGGGAGGCCGAGUCCCUGCGGUUGCCCCCGGCGCCCUCGCCGAUGGAGCCCCCGAAGCGAAAGAGCAGCCUCUUCUCCGGCGAGGCACUCCCUGGUGGUCUGCCCUCGCGGCGCGGCCGACAGCCCAGCCCCGAACUCCGGCACGCCACGUCCGACGACAACCUGUCCAGCAGCACCGGCGAGGGCGCCGGCGUGCGGGCGACGUGGAUGCGGCCCCACAAGACCGGCAGCAAGAACCAAACCCCCCGGGAGGCCGACUUUGAGGCGCGCCGCAAGAAGAGGCGCUCGCGCUCGUUCGAGGUCUCCGGGCAAGCCCUUCCCCAGUCCAAAACAACCACGGCUUCGAGGUUCCGACCUCUGGACAGCACGUCAGACCCUCACCUCCAUGUCAACGGUCAGCCCCAGGUGCCCAUGCUCCGCCCCCAGUAUAGAGGAGUCCCGCCCCUUGCCAAAGUCAGGCCCCCACUCAGCAACCAGCAAGCAGGCGCCCCCUCAGAAGCCCCCACACCGCAGCUGAACAACCUGAAGCGGGUGCCCUUCCUGCGGCAGCCCCAGCCGCCCCUCCACGUGGCCUCCAACGGGGGCCAGCGCCCACGCAGACAUUGAGGUGUACUUUGGACGCUGGCAAUACAAAAGACAUACAAGAUGGUGGAGCCAUGAUGACGCCAAAGUGCUAACCAAAAUAGCUGCGAUGAUUGUGCACGUCUUGGGACAAGAAGUUUAAUGUCUUCUCCCAUGUGGGGAUGUGCCUACAGCGUGUCAUCCUCCCCUUGGGGGCGUACAUUUUUUCUCACGCCCCCCGAAGACGUAAUUUUUUUCCUCAGGCACCUCCAUGGGAACAUACAUUCUCUCCUAUGUGCCCCUUCAAGAUAUAAUUUUAUUCUCUCUCACGCCCCCCUCGGAGACAUCAUUUAUUUAUUUCUAUUUUUUUCACGCCCUUCCUUGGGUACAUACAUUUCCUCUCACGUUCUCCUUCGAGACAUACAUUUUUUGUCACGUACCCCAUUGUAGACGUAAUUUUUCUCUCACGCCCCCCCUCGGGGACAUCAUUUAUUUAUUUCUAUUUUUUUCACGCCCUUCCUUGGGAACAUACAUUUCCUCUCACGUUCUCCUUCGAGACAUACAUUUUUUGUCACGUACCCCAUUGUAGACGUAAUUUUUCUCUCACGCCCCCCUCGGGGACAUCAUUUAUUUAUUUCUAUUUUUUUCACACCCUUCCUUGGGAACAAUCAUUUCCUCUCACGUUCCCCUUCGAGACAUACAUUUUUUGUCACGUACCCCAUUGUAGACGUAAUUUUUCUCUCACGCCCCCCUCGGAGACAUCAUUUAUUUAUUUCUAUUUUUUUCACGCCCUUCCUUGGGAACAUACAUUUCCUCUCACGUUCUCCUUCGAGACAUACAUUUUUUGUCACGUACCCCAUUGUAGACGUCAUUUUUCUCUCACGCCCCCCUAGGGGACAUCAUUUAUUUAUUUCUAUUUUUUUCACGCCCUUCCUUGGGAACAUACAUUUCCUCUCACGUUCUCCUUCGAGACAAAUUUUUUGUCACGUACCCCAUUGUAGUUGUAAUUUUUCUCUCACGCCCCCCUCAGGGACAUCAUUUAUUUAUUUCUAUUUUUUUCACGCCCUUCCUUGGGAACAUACAUUUCCUCUCACGUUCUCCUUCGAGACAUACAUUUUUUGUCACGUACCCCAUUGUAGACGUAAUUUUUCUCUCACGCCCCCCUCGGGGACAUCAUUUAUUUAUUUCUAUUUUUUUCACGCCCUUCCUUGGGUACAUACAUUUCCUCUCACGUUCUCCUUCGAGACAUACAUUUUUUGUCACGUACCCCAUUGUAGACAUAAUUUUUCUCUCACGCCCCCCUCGGGGACAUUUAUUUAUUUCUAUUUUUUUCACGCCCUUCCUUGGGAACAUACAUUUCCUCUCACGUUCUCCUUCGAGACAUACAUUUUUUGUCACGUACCCCAUUGUAGACGUAAUUUUUCUCUCACGCCCCCCUCGGGGACAUCAUUUAUUUAUUUCUAUUUUUUUCACGCCCUUCCUUGGGUACAUACAUUUCCUCUCACGUUCUCCUUCGAGACAUACAUUUUUUGUCACGUACCCCAUUGUAGACGUAAUUUUCUCUCACGACCCCCUCGGGGACAUCAUUUAUUUAUUUCUAUUUUUUUCACGCCCUUCCUUGGGUACAUACAUUUCCUCUCACGUUCUCCUUCGAGACAUACAUUUUUUGUCACGUACCCCA
Messenger RNA from Entelurus aequoreus (snake pipefish), 4276 nucleotides. Its product is annotated as kinesin-like protein KIF19. Gene Ontology annotation, molecular function: microtubule motor activity; ATP binding; microtubule binding. Gene Ontology annotation, biological process: microtubule-based movement. The transcript has 16 exons. The record is from RefSeq and is a predicted model, not a curated record. Bases 1 to 2640 code for a protein of 879 amino acids. NCBI's taxonomy places the organism in Eukaryota, Metazoa, Chordata, Actinopteri, Syngnathiformes, Syngnathidae.